GCAAUAUUGCUAGACAUGUAUGUACGUCUGCACAUAUGCAACAACUAAUAGUGACCGCCCUUUCGUGGGCGAGCGAGCAGGCGCGUUCACUGGGCAAGCGCGCCGGGCCGCUGUGGGAGUGGGCGAAACAUAAUAAGCCCAAGACAACAGCAGGAUGGCUGACCGCUGCUUCCGCUGCUGGAGUGGUCGUGUCCGCCCUCUCGGUUGCAAUGAUGAUGCUUUUAAUCUUCGUGGGCACUACGGUCUUGGUGGUGCUCGGCGCGGGCUCGAUUUUCGGUCUGGCUCUCGGGAUAUGGCUCUGCUUCACAGCUUGGUUGUCCGCAGCGUUCGCAGUCGCUGCGGGGUGCGCGGCCGCGGGUCUACGCGCGACUCAGGUUGCACUGCUCGCGGUGGCGAGCCUGGCGCGUCACCUGGUACCCGGGGGCCUGCGGGCAGCUGUAGCAGCGGACGCGGCCAGCCUCGCCAGCUAUGCCUCCGCCAACCUGUGGCCCGCCGCCGACUCUGCUGCUACUGCCACUGCCAGCGGGGGGCGUGCUACUGCGGCGGAGGGGCAUGCUGCUACUGCCAGUGGCGCCGCCAGAGCGCUGGCAGCAGCGCCCGGCGGCUCUGUUGCUACAGCCGGCAGCAGUGGCGGCGGAGCUGCCGCGGCCCCGGCGAUGCCCGCCGCGGCGCCCGGCUCCCCUGCGGCUGUAGCAGUUGUCGCAGCACCGGCAGUAGCAGCAGCAGGAGCGGCCGUAGCGGCAGUGGCACAGCCGCCGCCGGCGGCACUUCUGGAGCCGUACGGUAAUUUGUACGACAACCCGGCCGUGUGCGUGAACGGCGGCGGGUCUGCAGAAGGCAUGACUGAUGCCGGCGGCAACGUCGAUGUCGUUGAUGGUGGUCUGUCACGUGCUGGUGAUGGCGAAGAUGAGUUUGAUGAUCUUUCACACAGCCACGCACACGCGCAGCCCUCGCUGCCGCUGCCACCGCCGCCACCGGCCGCGGCUCAGAAGCAACACCAGCAGCAACGGCAUCGGCACGCCAAGCCCGCGGCGGCAGAAGCGGCGGCGGCGGCGGCGGCGGUGGCGAUGGGAGCGGCGCAGCGGGCUGGCUGCGGCGCGGGGAGCGGUGGCACAGUUGCGGGUGCGGGACAUCGCAACGCCCCGAGUGAGCAGUCCUGCGGCGCCUAGCGCUUGUGGGUCUUGCGGCACUCGGCGGGGGACGGGGCUGGUGUGUGUGUGUGGGGGGGGGGGGAAGAGAGGACAGGUGGGGGAAUUGGCGUGGCGAGCGACUGGCGUGGCGAUCUGCGGAUCAAGUGACGGCCGGGCGGCGCCAGGCGGGCAUUACUCUUUUUUCUUCCGCGCGCUCGCACAACCCCUGAAAUGGAAGGGAUGCGCGUUAUGCGUCGACCAGCAGCACAUGUUGGGCAUGCAUAUGACGCCGCCAUGAGGUGUUGCCGUUUACGUGCCGUUUGAACGCGUGUGCGAACGCAAGUAUGACGCCAGACGAGGGUUGUCGUCGCUGGUGCAUAAUGUGUGCGUGCAUGCAGAUCAUAUGUUUCAGGGCUCUGGUGGGUGCCGUCGGCCCAAGGGGGCCCAGGAACUUCAUGUGUCUUUCAUUCUUCCCUCUUUCAAAAAAGCACUGAUCGUUUUGCGCAGUUGUCUGGUUGCGUGGUGCAUAGAGCUGUGCGAGCGAUGCACGUGCGUUCAGAUCAGGCGGGAUACGACUGCGCGAAAGCAACCAAGGCAAGGCAGAGCUGCAUCAGGCGCCUGUGCAUGGGGCGCGCUGAAGGGGAGGACUCGUGGCAGAAUUUGAAGGACGAGCGGACACAAAAGAGGCACGCGGAGGCACCUGUGUGCACUAUUCGAGGACACCAAUGCGGUGCUGUUGCGGAUAUGCACCGUAUGCACCGUUGCACUCGAUUUGCUCUUGCUUUCUCGGCUCAAGCACACGUAUGCAACCUGCGAUUGAGUGCGGUGGCUUACACAAUGGUGCGGUGGCCCAACUGUUUGGGACCGGACAGGCAUGCGAGCAGGGACACGGGGGUCGGGUGUCAUGGCGGUUAGUGGCGAUUGUCAUUGGCAAGAGCGCCAGCCCAGGCGCUGUUUAAAUGUCAUAAUCUAUGACAGUAUUGACUUAUGUGACUUGUCAGUCACACGCUCCAUAACUUUGACUCUAUCUGACUCGAGUUCUUCCUUUCGUCCACCCGUUGAAGCUAAACCUCGAGCAU
This is a messenger RNA of Chlamydomonas reinhardtii, 2209 nucleotides long. RefSeq lists its product as uncharacterized. The transcript has 4 exons. The coding region runs from base 36 to 1169 and encodes 377 amino acids. NCBI's taxonomy places the organism in Eukaryota, Viridiplantae, Chlorophyta, Chlorophyceae, Chlamydomonadales, Chlamydomonadaceae. The record is from RefSeq and is a predicted model, not a curated record.